Molecule: messenger RNA, 2977 nt
Organism: Pseudo-nitzschia multistriata
Lineage: Eukaryota; Bacillariophyta; Bacillariophyceae; Bacillariales; Bacillariaceae
Source: the annotation of a GenBank genome assembly
UGCUUGUUGUUCGUGGUCGCCAGGGCGUUGACGACCAUCGAAUCAAGCGGGUUUACUUUCAACACGGGCAGUUGUUCCCAAACGAGGAUUGYCAUCAAGAACAAUAGUAUCGAAGUAUUAAGUAGUGGCAUCGGAGUGCCCAAUAAUGGAGUACAUCUAGCUACCAGAGGACGCUUCAUCAUUGCAUUGAUAUCCUUAUAAUAUAUUGUGGAGCAGUUCAAAGGUAUUGGAUAAUGGCGAUUGGAGUAGAACCAGGUAGCAUCAGCUUUCGUGUCUCUUCGUCCUGUAUGGGUUUUGUGUUGUGGUGGUAGGACUCGAUUGCCAUCACCCGGACGARGCARUACCGGUAUGGUGCUGUUUGUUUGUUGUCAAUGACACCAAACGAGAAAAAGCGAAGAAACAGCGAAAAACUCAAUUGUGCCGAAGAAUGCAGAUGAUGGAGUUUCCUGCACGAAACAUCAGUGAAGUCGGUUCGAAAAGUUGUCAAAAAUCAGUCACCAAUCAAAAUCUGGAAGACGUGGCAUGGAUUGCAGCUUUUUCAUUGGCUCAGGAUUUCAAAUUCAAACAAUUUAAAGAAAGAUCCUUGAGCAAGUCGUCAACGACUGGAUUCAUUCAUGCGCGGAUUUUUCCUACUGCGACGGGAGACAAAAUAGUAUAGUACGUACGUAUCAUAUGAUACAACUAGGUAUAGGUAACAGUACCAUGAGUACUCGUAACUACAAAAACGAUACGGACGGCCGCACGGUACACCGUACUUUACGGUAGAUGAAACGGUGUGAACCUAAAAACUUGGAAAAAGUUAUAGGAACAGAAGCAAUCGCUCUAAUUUGAUGCUGUAGUUCUAAUUCGAAGACUGCCUGACUAGCCAUCAUUGCGCAACUAUCCGAUCAAUCUUCUGUGCUAUUCGGCAACUAAAUUUUUAUUUCAGUACCGUGCAGGAUUGGAAAAUAACUACGSCAACGCAGUAGUAAGCUUCAUACGAAUAAAACCAGUGUGGACGCCCGAUAUAAUGUCGACAAUAGACCGCCACAUAAUAAUYUGAUGGAAGAAGGAAUGCAUGGCUAUCAUUACGAUCAUGCACGCGGUCAAUCGAUGCUAUUAAAGUACGCGGGCAGAAAAGGGCACCGAUGAAACGCCCAUGUAUUCUUGUUUGCCAGCUUUCCCUGCCUCUUCGCAUUCCUUGUACCUUGCCUUGAUCAACAGGGAAUCUGCUAUCUUGAGCAUUCCAACCCGUUUUUUCAAUUUGUAGGGACUUCGAUACGCUUCGGUGUAUGUUGUGCAUCCGCAACGAUGGAUUCUUCGCCUGCUGAUACCAUUUCUGACAAUGUGGAAAUUUGAUUGAGGAGCAAUGCAUGGAUAUUCCGCAUGGAAUUCCACCAUAUUUUUGGAUCUCGUAGUGUUUUGUUGGAAAACAGAGCAAUCUCUUUACCCAUCGAUCUGACCGAUGUAAUCUCGUAUGCAUUCUGCCAGGAUUUGAUGUCCCUGGACACUAGGAUGCAACAAAUCCGGCAUAAGGUCGUGCAAUACUUCGUAGUUCCCACCGACCCCGUAUGCUGUCUCGUUGUCGUAGCUUGGGUUGAGAAACCCAGAGCCACAAUCGACCAAGCGAAUCCGUGGCGACGCGGCUUCGGCGGCGGCGGGGUAGGUCUUGGCGAGGGCUUCGACCHCUGUUGAGAGCGCCUCGUUGACGCUUCGGAUCGGUGGGAGAAAUGAUGAGUACGGGGUGUUGGUCGCCUCGUCACUGCACCGGGGAGGGCAGAGUUUCGGCAAAACCUUCCUGCCGUCCCCGCGCGGUAGGAGUCCAAAGAGCAGCACGUUACACCCCGCUUCGUCCGUUUCACGAAGCARAUACUCCGCGACGGCCAGUAUUCCCUUGGUGGUGGGUCCAGGAAGCUCCCCCGAACCCAGGUUAUUGGUUCCAAUCAUCACCACGAAGAUCGCCGAUGGAUCGUAGAACGAAGUUUGGCCCGAGUCGUCCGACGACGAGAGUUCGGCGGCCUUCAUGUGACCGUUUUCGAGACGAUACAGAAGGUGCUGCGUCUGAUCCCCGGCCUCACCCAAAACAAUCGGAUCCAGUCCGAACGAAGCGGACAGCUCUGUUUCCAGGACGGAGGCGACGCCCUCGGCGCGGUGUUUGUGAAUCCCCAGCCCCGUUUCCGACCAGGACUCCGUGAUCGAAUCGCCCAGCAAGAUCAGCGGGCGGGUUCUGUGGUCGUGGUUCAGUUUCUUGUUGUUCUCGUACAGUUUCUGGCGUUUUUUCGCGUAUGCAUCUACCCGGUCUAUCAGUUCUCCGUAAUAUUUCCACCAGAGAUCGAAUUGUUUCUUGUCCCAUGCGCUGUAUACUGUUCGGGGGGAUGCGACGUCUGGUCGUUCAUGGCAGGUCCCGCUGGCAUCACAAAAGGGUUGAUCGAAAGGAUCGGAGACGCCGAGAACGGCAGAAUAURCGCGGAACAGGAACCAAAGAAACAGCGGAACCAGCGUGACCUUCCACAGCCAAGCCGACUUGAGAACUCUACGGGUGAUAACCCAGGUGGCACUCGAGAUUUCUUCCAAUCUCCGAGGAUUGCUUAUGGACCCGAACGGUGUCYCAGAAGAAUCGAUCUGAAAGGUUUGACUUCUUUUUUCCCUUCGGAGGGGCAUGAUUUGGCAGGUGUCGCUCUUGUAUCGUUCGUUCGGUCCUUUGACGCCAAGAGUUCGUCGCUUUUCUUGGAACAGGAACAGAGGCAUUCUGUGUCCUUCGGAGAAUGGAAACCUUUUAGUGAUUGUAGACAGCAAACCAUCAGGUUGAAUGACAUGGGACCAUUCCUUUACCGGGCCUACCAKAUGYAGAUUCUAGUAUCCACAUUCCUCAAUUUGGUAGCGCGCUACCUUCCCAAAACAAUUAUUUGGGUCUUGCAUAUAUUGGGUCAUUCCCAUAAUCAUAGAAUCUAUGACGACAURCAAUAUGACUCAAAGGGAAUAAAAAUGUGACUACUGU